AUGGACGUUCUCGGGCCCCCAGCUCCCGUUUCCUUUCGGGAGCCUCUUUCCAAACAUGAUCUGACCUUUCCCCCGAGUCCAGCAACGACAGUAAGGGAAGGUCAGUCCCACAGUGUCGCCGGUUCGGACUCAGACCUUCUUGACGAAGCCAACUUCGAAGGGACCCGCGGAUACUCCCUACCUCCCAAGUCUAGAGUCAACAAAGUCCUGGCAGAAGAUCUCAAAACACCGGAUCAUCAUGUUAUCAGAGACCCCCGGCUGAUACGCCUCACUGGUGUCCACCCUUUCAACGUCGAGGCUCCUCUAAGUGAACUGUACAACGAAGGCUUCAUCACUACCAAGGACCUACACUAUGUUCGAAACCAUGGAGCCGUACCCAAGUGUGACGACGAGGACAUGUUUGACUGGGAGUUUACCGUCGAAGGCGAGGUCGAGAACCCCAUCAAAAUGUCCGUCAGAGACCUCAUUUCAGACUAUGAGCAAAUCACAUACCCAGUUACACUCGUGUGUGCAGGCAACCGCCGAAAGGAGCAAAACGUCGUCCGCAAAACGAAAGGCUUCUCUUGGGGCGCCGCCGGGCUGUCGACGGCAAUCUGGACGGGUGUCGCCAUCGGAGAUCUUCUUUCCAGAGCCAAACCCAAGAGGGGUGCACGGUACGUCUGCUUCGAAGGCGCCGACAAACUUCCCAACGGUUAUUACGGAACAAGUAUCAAGCUCAACUGGUGCAUGGAUCCAAACCGUGGAGUCACCGUCUGCUACCGCAUGAAUGGCGAAUUGCUUCCCCCAGACCACGGGAAGCCCGUUCGCAUCAUUAUCCCCGGACAAAUCGGUGGCAGAAGUGUCAAGUGGCUCAAGAGAAUCAUAGUCACCAAAGAGCCGAGCAGCAACUGGUACCACAUCUACGACAACCGUGUUCUACCAACCAUGGUAUCCCCUGAAGCCAGUGCCGAUCUGCCCGACACAUGGAAAGACGAACGGUACGCAAUCUACGACCUCAAUACGAACAGCGCUACUGCAUUCCCGGCUCAUGACGAGGUCGUCUCCUUGGGCGGUGGCUCUCAGUCAUACAAAGUCCGAGGCUAUGCUUACAGCGGCGGCGGCAGACGUAUUACAAGAGUCGAAAUCACCCUCGACCGCGGCAAAACCUGGAUGCUUGCGAACUUCAACUACCCCGAAGACUCCUAUCGACUGGCACCCGAGGGCGAGACCCUUUACGGCGGUAGGAUCGAUAUGGACUGGAGGGAAACGUGCUUCUGCUGGUGCUUUUGGGACCUGGACAUUCCUAUCGCCCAGCUCGCUGACGCAGCAGACGUCAUGGUCCGCGCUAUGGACGAGAGCAUGAUGACACAACCAAGAGAUAUGUACUGGAGUGUCCUUGGCAUGAUGAACAACCCUUGGUUCAGAAUCAUCAUCCAUAAGGAGGGUCACCUCCUGCGGUUCGAGCACCCAACCCAACCGGUUCUGGGCGGCGGCGGGUGGAUGGAGCGUGUCAAGAAGGCUGGUGGCAAUCUUUCCAACGGUUUCUGGGGCGAAAAGGUUGCGGGAGAGGUCGAGACCGUAGUCGAGCAAGAGCCGGCAACGGAGAUAUGCAUGACCAAAGAAAGCGUUAAUCGGAGUGUUACCAUCGAGGAACUUCGUCAACACGACGGCGAAAACGAGCCCUGGUUCGUGGUCAACGGGGAGGUUUACGAUGGCACCCCUUUCCUAGAGGGUCAUCCAGGUGGUGCAACGUCGAUCACAAGCGCCGCGGGCCAGGACGUGUCGGAGGAGUUCUUGACUAUUCAUAGCGAAAACGCGAAGGCCAUGAUGCCAAAGUACCACAUCGGCACCCUGGACGAGCCCGGGCGAAAGGCACUCGCCUUGGGAGCCAUUGAGGAGGAGAUUGACAAGGGUCCGCGGGACGUUUUCCUGCAGCCCAAGGUCUGGACCAAGGGUAUCUUGACGGAGAAGAUCAAAACAUCUCCCGAUUGCAAGAUCUUCAGCUUCAAACUGGAGCACCCCGAUCAGGCCAUCGGCUUGCCGACCGGCCAGCACUUGAUGAUGAGGCUACGCGACCCGGUAACCCGCGAGGCCAUCAUCCGCGCCUACACGCCCCUCUCAGAGAGCAGCCAAAAGGGUAGACUGGAUGUGCUCAUCAAGGUUUACUACGACCUCCCGGGGCGGCCAGGCGGCAAGAUGACGCAGGCUCUUGACGCCAUCCCCGUGGGCCACUGGGUCGACUUCAAGGGCCCUGUCGGCAAGUUCGAGUAUCUCGGCCAAGGUCUCUGCAACAUUUCGGGCAAAGAGAGGCGCAUCAAGCGCUUCAUCAUGGUUUGCGGUGGCUCUGGGAUAACACCCAUCUUCCAGGUUCUUCGCGCUGUGAUGAAGGAUCCAGAGGACCGGACGCAAUGUCUUGUGCUCGAUGGCAACCGCGCCAAGAAUGACAUUCUCUGCAAGCAAGAUCUCGAUACCAUGGCUAGCGCAUUCCCUGAUAAGUGCAAGGUGGUCUAUACCCUCACGCAGCCUCCGCCCGAAUGGGAGGGGCUGACCGGUUACUUGGACCAGGCCGUCCUUGAGAGAGAGGUCGGCACAUGUUGCAACGACGGCAACGGCGAGGAGAUGGUGCUGAUCUGCGGCCCGCCACCACUGGAGGCGAGUGCGCGAACCAUUCUUGCCGGAAUGGGCUGGAAGGAUGAGGACUUCCUCAUUUUUUAA
This is a messenger RNA of Colletotrichum karsti, 2694 nucleotides long. RefSeq lists its product as uncharacterized. The transcript has 2 exons. Gene Ontology annotation, biological process: nitrate assimilation; nitric oxide biosynthetic process. Gene Ontology annotation, molecular function: molybdenum ion binding; nitrate reductase (NADPH) activity; heme binding. The record is from RefSeq and is a predicted model, not a curated record. Lineage: Eukaryota; Fungi; Ascomycota; Sordariomycetes; Glomerellales; Glomerellaceae. The coding region runs from base 1 to 2694 and encodes 897 amino acids.